This is a messenger RNA of Brassica rapa (field mustard), 1895 nucleotides long. Its product is annotated as phosphatidylinositol 4-phosphate 5-kinase 10. NCBI's taxonomy places the organism in Eukaryota, Viridiplantae, Streptophyta, Magnoliopsida, Brassicales, Brassicaceae. Gene Ontology annotation, biological process: phosphatidylinositol phosphate biosynthetic process. Gene Ontology annotation, cellular component: plasma membrane. Gene Ontology annotation, molecular function: 1-phosphatidylinositol-4-phosphate 5-kinase activity. The record is from RefSeq and is a predicted model, not a curated record.
CGUAGGGUUCUAGGGGGGGGAGCAUCACACAAAGAUGCGGGAUUGAAAUCUCCUUGUGGAAGUUGAGGGAGGGGGGAGAGAGAAAUGAGUACAAGGGAGAUAACAGCCAAGGACGUGAAAGCCACAGAGAAGAACCGGGUUCGAUACUCUUCAAAGCACAUUAAACAUCUUCCACCUGGAACCAUUACUGAGUUUGUAUGGAAGGAUUAUUGUCCCUUGGGAUUCAGACUUGUGCAAGAGCUUGAGGAUAUUAACCAUGCUGAAUACUUGAAAUCCGUAUGUAAUGAUGAGACGCUAAGGAAGCUUUCUACUGGGAAAGUUGGUAAUAUGUUUCUUCUCUGCAAAGAUGACCGCUUUCUUAUUAAGAUUCUUCGCAAAUCCGAAAUCAAGGUGAUACUAGAGAUGUUGCCUGGCUACUACCAACAUAUUCAUAAAUACAGGUCAACCUUGUUGUCCAAGAACUAUGGAGCUCAUUCUCUCAAACCUCUUGGAGGUGUUAAGACAUAUUUUGUGGUCAUGUCAAACAUACUACAGUCGGAUGUUUUUAUGAACAAGGUCUAUGAUCUAAAGGGUUCAUCACAAGGCCGAACUAACAAGAAGAUCAAAGUCAGAGAUAAAACCAUACUGAAAGAUAUAGACCUUGAUUUUCAUUUCUAUGUUGAUUCCUUGGCAAGGCACCGCCUCCUCAAGCAAACAAAGCUAGACUGUGAACUUUUGGAAGAUGAAGGAAUAAUGGAUUAUAGCUUAAUGCUUGGUUUACAAGUUAAAGGUUCAUGUCAAGGCUCAACUGAUGAAUUAAUCCCUGUAUACGAUAGCUUCACAUCACUAGGCUCUGUUGACAGCAGUAAGUUUAUGAAGACAGCUACAAACUCUCCAGAUAGUUCUUUAACAAUGUAUUCAUGCACUCCGAGCAGAGACUCAAUUGAUAGUGAGGAGUCAGUGAAUGUACAAUCCGUAGCAAGCAUGUGCCCUAGUCCAGCACCAACCAACGCUUCUGAUUCUCCACAAGGAAGCAUUGUCUACAAAACAACACCCACCAACAUCUUCCAAAACAGCUCAAGCACAAACUUCGGUAUGAGGAUACCUGGACGAGCACGAAGAGUGGGGAGAGGAGAAUCAUUAGGGAGUGUGGUGGGGAAGAACGUUAAAGGAGGGGGAGAGGAAUGGUACGACGUUAUAUUGUACCUUGGGAUUAUAGACAUUUUCCAAGACUAUGGUGUGAGGAAACGCAUUGAACAUUGUUACAAGUCUAUUCAACACAGCUCUAAGACUAUCUCAGCUGUCCAUCCCAAGAUCUACUCUUCUCGUUUUCAAGACUUUGUCUCUCAGAUCUUCUUACCAGACGAUGAUACUUCUAAUUGAUUUUAUUUUUAACUACCUUGUCUUAAUAUUUCUAUUUAUUUAUAUUCACUUAUACUAUACAUACAGCGCCUAGCCAAAGUUUGUUUACAAAGCAAAAAACAAAGUCCACAACUUUUUCUUUUAUUUUGACAUAAAUCGAAAGGUCAAAAAUUUUCAUUUUAAAAAACUCAUUUCUUGAUUUAAUUUUUUAUUUAUCAGACGUAGGGGAUGUUAUUGAAUUGGGUGAUUGGAAUAAGUAUUAGAAUUAAAGUAUGCAAGUGCUUUGAUGAAAAAGAUAUCCAAGUCACGUUUCCUUCAAAGUAUUGAUAAAAAGGUAGGAUUUGUUUUAGUUAAAAAGAUACAUUGAAUUCCAUUAAAAUUCACCAUAACUGAAUUCUAACUAAAUCUAAAAAAUACUCCUUCCGUUUUUUAAUAUAAGUUGUUUUAAAGCUAUGCACAUAGAUUAAGAAAAUCAUUAAUUUCUUAUAUUUUCGAAACAAAAACAUCAUUAAUUAUUUACCUAACCACAAUUCAACCAAUAGAAGGGUGUUUUU